Betta splendens (Siamese fighting fish) is the source of this 2876-nucleotide messenger RNA. Its product is annotated as flotillin-2. NCBI's taxonomy places the organism in Eukaryota, Metazoa, Chordata, Actinopteri, Anabantiformes, Osphronemidae. Gene Ontology annotation, cellular component: plasma membrane. The transcript has 11 exons. The record is from RefSeq and is a predicted model, not a curated record. Gene Ontology annotation, biological process: regulation of myoblast differentiation; protein localization to plasma membrane. The coding region runs from base 147 to 1433 and encodes 428 amino acids.
GCUCUUGACACGUUACGUCACUCCGGUGUCGUUAGGUGGGGCGGGGGCUGUUGUUGUCGACGCUCGGGGUGUGAAGCUUCUGCUUGUACAUCAAACAUAUUAAUAAUAGUGUUAAUAGCAAUAGCAUAAUAAGAAUCGUCACCAUCAUGGGGAACUGUUUGACCGUUGGGCCCAACGAAGCUCUGGUUGUGUCCGGUACUUGUUGUGGCCCUGAUGAGAAGACCUACGUGGUGGGAGGAUGGGCCUGGGCUUGGUGGCUCAUCUCAGACACACAAAGGAUUACUCUGGAGAUCAUGACUCUGCAGCCCAGAUGUGAGGAUGUGGAAACAGCAGAGGGCGUAGCCAUCACUGUCACUGGUGUGGCUCAGGUCAAAGUCAUGACAGAGCCUGAUUUACUGGCAGUGGCUUGUGAACAGUUUUUGGGUAAAUCAGUGACGGAAAUCAAAGCUGUGGUUCUGCAGACUUUAGAGGGACACCUGCGCUCCAUCCUGGGUACCUUGACUGUAGAGCAGAUCUACCAGGACCGGGACCAGUUUGCUAAACUGGUAAGGGAGGUAGCAGCUCCUGAUGUGGGCAGGAUGGGCAUAGAGAUUCUCAGCUUUACCAUUAAGGAUGUCUACGAUAAACUGGAUUACCUGAGCUCUCUGGGAAAGACCCAGACUGCAGCGGUUCAGAGGGAUGCAGAGAUCGGGGUGGCUGAAGCAGAAAGGGAUGCUGGGAUACGGGAAGCAGAAUGUAAAAAGGAGAUGAUGGAUGUCAAAUUCCAGGCUGACACCAAGAUGGCCGACUCCAAACGAGAACUGGAGCUACAGAAAGCUGCUUUCAACCAGGAAAUCAACACUAAGAAAGCAGAGGCCCAGCUGGCGUACGAGCUGCAGGCUGCCAAGGAGCAGCAGAAGAUCCGUCUGGAAGAGAUUGAGAUUGAAGUGGUGCAAAGGAAGAAAGAGAUCACCAUUGAAGAGAAAGAGAUUGACCGCACAGAUAAGGAGCUCAUCGCCACCGUCAAGAGGCCUGCAGAGGCUGAAGCCUACAAAAUGCAGCAGCUGGCAGAGGGUCACAAGAUGAAGACGGUGCUAAUAGCCCAGGCUGAGGCAGAGAAGAUCAAGAAGAUCGGUGAGGCAGAGGCCAGCUCCAUCGAAGCAGUGGGCAAGGCGGAGGCGGAGAAGAUGAGACUGAAGGCGGAGGCGUACCAGCAGUAUGGUGAGGCGGCCAAGACAGCUCUGGUCCUGGAGGCACUGCCAAAGAUUGCUUCUAAAGUGGCGGCACCUUUAGCCAAGACCAACGAGAUUGUCAUCCUGACUGGGGAAGGCAGCCGCGUGACGGGUGAGGUGAACCGGCUGCUGGCUGAACUUCCUGUGUCUGUCAAUGCACUGACAGGAGUGGACCUGUCCAAGAUCCCGCUGCUGCAAAAGAUGACCACUGCUCAAGCCUGAAGACUGAAGACUCCAAGUGACUCCAGUAUCUGUUGUAUGCACUCUCAUAGACUGCCUUUAAUACACUUGAAGACGUCUGUUGUUUGUUCAUGUAUAUACUGUAUACCAAGUGAAUUUUGGAAACCUCUGGUGCCUUACUUUAUACAGGACCAGAAAAUCUGCAUGCACUGCUGCUCAUUCAAAGAUUGUUUUAAUUUAUUUAUGUUUGGAAGAUGGUGUGCUGUAUUUUGUCCCAUUUGAGCAGAACACUGCUGAUAGUUGACCUGACAGCUGCUGUCUGUUCUUUGGUGUUUAUUUCAGACAAUGUGUGUUUAUUGAUUUCUCUACCUCCAUCUUUACUGUUAAACACAUUCCCUAGAUAAUUGAAUUUUUCUCUUGGUAACUGUGGAACCUACCUAUAUUGUACAUGUAAUUUUUAACUAUCAGAUGUUAAUCAGAUUGUUUUGCUUAAUUUUUAAGAUUUAACCAAGGUGCUCACAAUCCUAAAUGAAGCCCCUUUGCUGUGUUUAUGGUUUGUCUGCUCCUCGGUAGGAGCUUUGCUGAUCCUUGAAACUGUUCAUAUCAGGCAGAAUAUUAUUAUUAUUUAUGUGCAGAGAGAAAAGUUGGUGAGGUAUAAUUAGUAUAGUUUGCUUUGGUAUUGAUCACAUACUGUAAUGCCAAAAAUGUUAAAGGUUUGUGUUUUUACUGCAUCAGGAGAAAUAUUACACUGCAGAGCUCAUCACAGUCAUGUUUAAUAUCAUAGUAAAAAUACCAGAUGCUAAGCCCUGUUUGAUCGGGUGUGUGCACCACUCACUUUUUCUGCUUCACAUUUACUCAUAUGUUAAUUACUGUUACUAUAGACUAAGUGAUGUUUUAUCAGAGUAACUUACCUAGAAAAAAAGUGAUUUUGCUGUUUGUAGUGCUUUGUUUUGAGGCUCUAGUGCAGCUCUACACAGGAUCUAAUGCUUCGUUUACGCACUGAUGGGUUUCCACUUGCAUCAGUGAGGAUCCUGUGGUAUUUCAUCCAACUCCACAUUUAAUGGGGGUAAACUUUCAGUAGCCAAAGCCUGCUCCUCUCUCGUCUCUGUUGCAUUCACCCGUAAACCAAAACAAGAAAACAAUACCAGUUUACACAGGAUUUACAGACUGUUACUACUGUUGUUAACCAUUUUAACAAUUCUCUGCUGACAGUGAGUCUGCCAGCAAACUAGACAAAUACUGUGACUAUUGAUUUAUUUAUCAAAUAUAAAUAACAUCACAUUUGGGGUGUAGAAAGUAAGUUCUAAUUUGUCUUGUUUCUGGUUUUUGAUGUGAAAUGUGAUUUAUUACAUGACUCCUAAUGUUAUUUACAGUUCAUACACUGUCUCCAAAGGCCAUGAGCUCCUAUAUGCUUUUGCUGCAUGUCAUCUGUCUGUUGACUCCUAACUAGAUAUCAUUCCAAUAAAUUUAAAACGCCAUCAUUUA